CCAAAGGAGAAAGAGUGUGAAGCAGAGGAAUCCAUCCAGGAGAAGCUGCUCCCAGCUCGCUCUCAGGGGAGCUUGAGUCCAAGAAGCAGGAAGUGCUGCUCCUGAGGAGAGAGACAUGGGCCCUGCCAGCUGUGCCUUCCUGAUGUUUCUUUUGCUGGGGUUCUCAGUAUGUGGGCGACCUGUACUCUCAAGCCGCAUUGUCGGAGGUCAGGAUGCUGUGGAGGGGCGCUGGCCCUGGCAAGUCAGCCUACAGCUGGCAGAUGCCCAUAUCUGUGGAGGUUCCCUCAUCAGUGAGAGAUGGAUCCUGACAGCGGCACACUGCCUACAGAGGACAUGGAAUACUUUUUUAUACAGUGUAUGGCUGGGAUCCACUAAAAUAGGCUACUCAAGUAAAGCUGUGAAAUACUACGUGUCCAAGAUCAUCAUCCAUCCCAAAUAUAACAACAGAACCGCAGACAUUGCCUUGUUGAAACUGGCUUCCCAAGUCACCUUCACUUCUUUCAUCAUACCCAUCUGCUUACCCACCAUCGCAAAGCAGCUGAAAAUUCCCCCUUCUUGUUGGGUGACUGGAUGGGGAAAAGUUAAGGAGAGUACAGAUGACAAUCACCCUUCUGACCUCCAGGAAGUAGAACUACCCAUUAUUCACCGCCAGGCUUGUGAACGACUUUAUAAUCCAGUUGGUGUUUUCUUUCCAGAAAUGGAGCCAGUCAUCACAGAAGACAUGCUUUGUGCUGGUGAUACGCGGGGAAUGAAGGACAGUUGCCAGGGUGAUUCUGGAGGGCCUCUAUCGUGUGACAUUGAUGGUGUCUGGAUCCAGAUAGGCGUGGUAAACUGGGGAUUGGAAUGUGGUUCAUCUCUUCCUGGGGUCUAUACCAAUGUGACCUAUUACCAAAAAUGGAUUAACGCCACUAUCUCAAGAGCAGAGGUCUGGCGUGGCAACAAUCUGGACUUAUCUAACGUCUUGGUCCUUACUGUACUACUCUCUUUGGCUUUCCUGGGACCCUCCUAUGCCUCUGGCACUAACAUUACUAGGAGAGUAGGCAAUAUAGCUGAAGCUGCUGGUUGA
Messenger RNA from Lepus europaeus (European hare), 1066 nucleotides. RefSeq names its product serine protease 48-like. The record is from RefSeq and is a predicted model, not a curated record. Gene Ontology annotation, biological process: proteolysis. The coding region runs from base 116 to 1066 and encodes 316 amino acids. Lineage: Eukaryota; Metazoa; Chordata; Mammalia; Lagomorpha; Leporidae. The transcript is spliced from 6 exons. Gene Ontology annotation, molecular function: serine-type endopeptidase activity.